AUGUCCCCCUUUUCCUUUCGUCGCCCUCGCGAUAUCCCUUCCCCCUCCUGUCGCCUGUCCGCUCUCCCUCCUGUCGCCUUCGCGCUCUCCCUCCCGUCGCCUGUCCGCCGUUCCUCCCUUCGACUUCGCGCUCUCCCUUCCGUCGCCUGUCCGCUCCCCCUCCCCUCGCCUUCGCGCUCUCCCUCCCGUCGGCCUCGCGCUCUCCCUCCCAUCGCCUUCGCGCUCUCCCUCCCGUCGCCUUCGCGCUCCCCCCCCCCCCCCGUCGCCUGUCCGCCCUCCCUCCCUUCGCCUUCGCGCUCUCCCUCCCGUCGCAUGUCCGCUCUCUAUCCCGUCGCCUGUCCGCUCCCCCUCCCAUCGCCUUCGCGCUCUCCCUCCCGUCGCCUUCCUCCUACCCCACUUCAUCUCCUAUCACUCACGUCCUCCCCUCCCAUCGGCAUCGCGCUCACGUUCCUCCCUCCCGUCACCAUCGCGCUCACGUGCACCUGUCUUCGCAUCGCCUUCGCGCUCAUGGCCUCCCCUCCGAUCACGUCUCGCGCCGUCGCUAUCUCCCAUCACGUUCCGCGCCGUCGUUAUCUGCCCCCCUCACCCCCGUCGCGCUCGCUGUUUCCCCCCCCUCUCCCCGUUCCGUUGUGA
This is a messenger RNA of Closterium sp. NIES-65, 633 nucleotides long. Lineage: Eukaryota; Viridiplantae; Streptophyta; Zygnematophyceae; Desmidiales; Closteriaceae. The record is from the annotation of a GenBank genome assembly.